Messenger RNA from Dreissena polymorpha, 2216 nucleotides. RefSeq lists its product as uncharacterized. The transcript has a single exon. The coding region runs from base 83 to 967 and encodes 294 amino acids. The record is from RefSeq and is a predicted model, not a curated record. NCBI's taxonomy places the organism in Eukaryota, Metazoa, Mollusca, Bivalvia, Myida, Dreissenidae.
CUACUUAAAAGAGUAUAUUCGCCCCAAUUUCAUUUCAGCAGCUCUAAAAACGACGAGUUGCAAAGUUACAUAGCUGAACAAAAUGGCUUGUGGGCGUUUCGGGGUUGUUUUAAUCAUCGCGUUAUUUCCGGUGGUCGUUCAGGGACAUAUCUCGGAUACCAAGAGGAUAAAUGAAAUGACCAGUUCCUUAGUGAAGUUGGAGAACGAAAAUUAUCUUAUUUCGGACAGCCUCGUCGAGUUGGACACAGCGCUAAAAUCGCAUGCUGCAGGCGUUAACAUCCCAGCAGAGACUGAUGAAACUGAAGCCGAGAUCGACGCGAUGAUAGACCGUCUAGAGAGCCGGGUACUGGCACUCCAGCGCUUCUUCGAGCGUGAAAAGCUGAAAGACACACCGGUGAAGGUGAUGGUUGAUGCCGUGAAAACAAAUAUGGAUGCAAAGGUCAAGAAAAAUGAUGCAGUUAUGAAGGAAAUUACGGAUAAUGUUAAGGAUGCCGUUAACAACUUUCAGUCCAAGCUUCUUGAUGUCAACAGGACAGCGAAUGUAGAAGUGAAGAUUCCAGACUCGGCGUUAUUCCAAGGUGGAAUCGGCGCGCCUUGUUCAGACUAUGGCGGUGAAUGUUCGGCCAGGGGGAGCGAGUGCAGGGACGGGAAAUGUCAGUGCAAGACCGGGAUCAGUUUCAGCCCUCGUCAACGCGCAUGCUUGGACCGUUGUCCGGAAUACGGUGUUACGUAUCAGAUUGUGCCCGAGCACAUUAUCCGGGGUUUCAACCGUCUUACAUUAAACGAUACAACACUGACGAAAUGUAUGGAAAGAUGCUCGACAGAAAGGUCGUUCGUUUGCAGGUCCUUCGAUUUCUUCCCUCGCUGGGAGCAGUGCUAUUUGUCUGCCGACGUCAUGAAGGACGUAGGUGAUGACGCGUGGGAGAACAACCCGGAAGGCAACCAUUACCAAAGAGACUGUAAAUAACUCAUCUCAGUAUUUUGAACGCCGGAUCACCACAGUAAACAUAUUGUGGGUUUGUCUUGAGAAGUUUAAACUUUGAACUUAAGCCAAACAUUAUGCUUAUGAAUGUUAUAACAGUAUUCAACCGUAUUUUAAAGUGCUAUGAUAUCAUCGACGAUCAAAACAAACUAUAUGGCCUAUGUUUCAAUAUUUUUUUAUUUUUUAUGAGCAUAGAUUGAAUAAAGGGCUUGCAUUUAUGGACUUUGUGGGUUAAUUUUCUCCUAGUUUGUCACAGGACUUCCAAAAUUGUAAUAAAGGUAGUUUCAUGACUUGAAGCCAUGAGAGUUCAAUCAUGUCAAAAAAAAUCCAGACGAUAUUGUUAUAAGCUUCGUUGAAUGAUGCUGUACGUAACACGUUAUUCAAGUACUGACAUUUAAUGAGUUUUGAUUUACUCUUCAUCUCAAUGCUGUUAUGCUGAACAUGUGUAUAGGAUACUGUCAAAACUUCCAAAUACAAUCAGCAUAAACUUCUUAACCCUUUCCCACUAAGAGGCAAAGUAAACAUGGCUAUGUGCAAACAGUAAAAAAACAUCAGUAUCUAAGGGUUGGAACUGAAACCUUUAAAACUUGGAUCUUGUUAGAAAGAGUUUUAAUUAAAUUUUACUUUACAAAGGGACUACACAUGCGUUUAAAACGUGUCUAAGUGGCAAAGGGUUGAAUCACAAGUCGGGAUGUUAAGACUCCCAAUUAUCAAAAGAUUAUACAAGCCCUUUUGGAACAUUUUAUUCAAUCUCCACGCAGAGUUGUCGUUCUUUGCUCUCACAAACAAUAUCACAAGAAAAUCCUGCCAGAUUUGGUAGGAUUAAUUUUAGUUUUGUAUGCAUUGUUCUAUGAAAAGAAGUAUCCUUUUCUGUUAUAUUUUGAAAAAUGUGUAUAAGAUUAGGUUAAUGGUAAAAAUUAAAAUACCUUAAUUUAAAAAAAAAAGAGUAAAAAUAACAACGGUUAAAUUAUUGUAGCAAGGCUAUCAUCACGUGGUUGGUUAUGAAGGCAAGGAUUUGAUCCAACUAUGCGGGUUGCAGUCUAAUCUCUGCGCGGAGGUUGCAUCCUUUUGUGUACUUAACCUGUACUGCAUCUGUUUACCAUAAUUACUUGGAAGAUACUGCCACUAAGUUUAGUACUUUAUGGGUAAAGAAUGUAAAAAAAUAGAUCGUUGUGAUACUCAAAACAUGAAGUUCUUCAUUUGAAAUUGCAAUAGACAAUAAACUAUAUAAGAA